This is a messenger RNA of Parastagonospora nodorum SN15, 297 nucleotides long. RefSeq lists its product as hypothetical. The coding region runs from base 1 to 297 and encodes 98 amino acids. The record is from RefSeq and is a predicted model, not a curated record. Lineage: Eukaryota; Fungi; Ascomycota; Dothideomycetes; Pleosporales; Phaeosphaeriaceae. The transcript is spliced from 2 exons.
AUGCCACCCUUCUGGACAAUCGGCACCCUCUUCGGUGCCUCCAGCGUCAUGCUCGGCGCCUUCGGCGCUCACGGGCUGAAGAAACGCAUCGCGGACCCAGCGCGCAUCGCGAAUUGGGGAACAGCUGCACAAUACCAGCGGGAGCAUAUACCUGCUGGUGUUGGAUCCGCUUUGGUUCAAGUUUCUGGGGCCGGUGACGCCACUUGGUGGGUUGUGCUUGAUUGGGGGGUGGGUGGCGCUGGCGGCGAGGGGCAGGCCGGUUAUGGGGUGGGGGAAGUUCAAAUAGAAAAGGUGUGA